AUGAUGGCCGCCGAAAACAGCCAAUCGCCCAAGUCUACACCUGGCCCCUCCGAUGACAACGGCGCACCGACCGCGCCGGGCUCCGCAGCCAACGAGGAAGCCGACAUCACAGGACACCAUGAUGACAGUACGGUCAGCGCUGCCUGCCUAGCGCCGGCGCCCCUGAAGGCGGCCGGGACUGUAUCGGAGCGUCAACCGACCUUUAAAGACUUCCUCCGUGUUUUCUCAUAUGCCAACAAAGUUGACUGGUUCCUGAUGGUGGCUGCCUGCGUAUCCUCCAUCGGCUCUGGCAUCACCCUUCCUCUUAUGAACGUCGUCUUUGGCAAGUUGGUCGGAAACUUUAGUACCUCUCCUCGUGACAGCUCCGACGCCGAAUCAUUCCAAAACGGUCUCAACAGACAGUCCCUAUACAUCUUCAUUCUGUUCCUGGCCCGGUUCAUUCUUAACUACAUCAACAAGUUCUCCUUUCGCAUGAUCAGUGCUCGCAUGUCAGCCGCCAUCCGCCUCGAUUAUCUCUGCUGCCUCUUCGGCCAGACCAUCCAUGUCCUGGACUCCAUGCCUUCUGGGGCCGCGGCGAACACCAUUACCACCACUGCCAAUACUCUGCAGCUAGGAAUUUCUGAGAAUCUUGGCACAUUCAUUGAAUUCGCUGCCUGCAUUCUCGCAUCUAUAAUUGUCGCCUUUACGUACAGCUGGCUACUUACUCUAGUCAUUUCGUCCGUUCUGGUCUACAUCCUUGUCGUCGUCUCUAUUGUUUUGCCUUAUGUUGUCAAAUCCGAGGCUAGUUUGACACGUGCUGAAACGGUUGCCAAUUCCAUUGCCUCCGAAUCCUUUGGCAACAUCCGCAUGCUGAUGGCCUGUGGCGCCGAAGACAAGAUGGCCCGCAAGUAUGGCGAGUGGGUUCAAGUAGCCCGAAAACAUGGCCAACACAUGGCGCCCUUCUUGGCUUCCAUGUUUGGCAACGUCUUCUUCUCGCUGUACGGUGGCUUUGCAUUGGCCUUUUGGUUCGGUAUGAGGCUGUUCCGUGAGGGCCGCAUUCACGACGUUGGCACUGUCAUUGUGGUUGUCAUGUCUGUAAUCACUACCAUUGUCUCCAUGGAGCGCGUCGCCACGCCGCUGAUUGCUGCGUCUAAAGCUAUGGUGGCAGCUGGGGAGUUUUUCGCAGUCAUCGACGCACCACGGGCCGUCUCCGGACGGCUUGCCGAACCCGACGUGUUUGCCACCGAGGACAUCGUUUUUUCGGACGUCGACUUUGCUUAUCCAGGCCGCCCGCACGUCAAAGUGCUUGAUGGCCUGAACAUUCGCAUUGCUGCAGGUAAAGUCAAUGCCAUUGUAGGGCCCUCUGGCUCUGGCAAGAGCACCAUUAUUGGUCUCAUUGAGCGAUGGUAUAGUCUGCGGAAUGACCAGCACGUUAUCGAAAAGGUGGCCCAAAAAGACAAGAAAAAGGAAGCUGAAGAAAAAGAGCUCGAGAAUCAGGUCAAAAAAGACGCCAAGAACAAAAAGAAACAACGAGAGGAAAAGUGCAAUGCGACUACGGAUACCAACAACAAGAGUGGCCGAUCGGUCGGAGAUGCCAAAACCGACCCCGUCGCCGCUGACCUUCCCCGAAUCGAGCUUAAAGGUUCCGUUUCCACUUGUGCACACAGCCUUGACGAGAUCGAUGUCAAGUGGUGGCGCUCACAAAUUGGCCUAGUGCAGCAGGAGCCCUUUUUAUUUAAUGACUCCAUUUUCAACAACGUGGCCUUUGGCCUGGUUGGGUCGCCAUAUGAAAAUGCAACUGAUGACGAGAAACGGGCGCUGGUUGAAGAGUCCUGCAAAGAAGCCUUCGCUGAUGAAUUUAUUAACCGUCUCCCAGAGCGUUACCAAACGCGGGUGGGCGAGUCGGGUGCCAAGCUGUCCGGAGGUCAGCGCCAGCGCAUAGCCAUCGCCCGGAGUAUCGUCAAAAAGCCGAAAAUUCUUAUUUUGGACGAGGCCACCUCAGCCAUUGAUGUGCGCAGCGAGCGCGUUGUCCAGGCCGCGCUCGACAAAGUGUCCCGCAACCGCACAACCAUCACCGUUGCUCACCGACUGUCGACCAUCAAAUCGGCAGACAAAAUUAUCGUGCUCCAAAAAGGCCAGUGUGUCGAGGAAGGCACACACGAGCGUCUCUUGGAAAAUCAAAACGGUGUUUAUCAUCGACUUGUGACUGCACAGCAGCUAUCGCUUGGUGACGAUAUUGCCACCACUAAGAAGGAAAUCACUGUGAGCGACGGUGAUGACACAGGCGCAGUAGUUAAUGAUAAACAUGGCCAUGCGGGCGGUGAUGAAACGGCCGCAAGCGACAAUUCAAACGAUAUAUUGGACAGCGCUGACAAUGCGCCACCCGUCGGAGCAGUUGGACCCCUGGGUGCUGCGUGGAGAGACACAAACUUCUUUGGUAGCUUUGGCCGACUGCUCUACGAGCAGCGGUCUGGUUUUCCAUACUACGCUGCAUUGGUCUUAUUUGCUGCUGGCGCUGCUUCGUCAUCUCCGUUGCAAGCUUUUCUCUUCGCCAAGUUGGUUGUCAUUUUCGGCGAGCUAAACUUAAUCGUCGAUGGCAAUACAGGCCUCACUAUGGACCAGGUAAGCCACGACGGCAACUUCAACUCGCUCAUGUUCUUCGUGUUGGCUAUCGGGACCGGUGUUGCUUAUUUCGGACUUGGCUUUGUAGCUACAUUCGUGGAACACUUUAUUUGCGCUAUCUACCGAGAGCAGUACUUCGUUUCCAUCGUCCAGCAGCGCAUUGCUUUCUUCGACAACGAAAAAAACGCAUCGGGAACCCUGACGAACCACGUUGGUGGUGAUCCAAAACAACUGCGACAGCUGCUUGGAGGUAACAUGUCCAUGGCUGCGACAUCCGUUUUCACCAUCGUGGGUUCACUUAUCAUCUCGUUCGUCUUCGGCUGGAAACUGGCCUUGCUUGCCUUUGCUGUUGUUGUCCCGCUGGUGCUUAUAUCUGGAUUCUAUCGCGUGCGGUAUGAAAUCGAGUUCGAAAGCAUGAAUGCCGCUGUGUUUGCGGAGAGCUCUAAGUGGGCGGCCGAAAGUAUUGAUGCCUUCCGAACUGUCACAGCACUUACCCUUGAGGAGGUGAUCUGCAAGCGGUAUGAGGUUCUACUUGCUGAGCAUGUAAACGACGCGUUCAAGAAGGCACGUUUCAAAACUCUCAUAUUCGCCUUGAGUAACUCCAUCUCGCUUGCUUGCCAGGCCCUUGUUUUCUGGUAUGGUGGCCAUCUCAUAUCGACUGGUGAAUAUUCGGCUACAGGCUUUUUCGUUUGUUACAUGGCUGCAAUCCAAGGCGCGGAGUCCGCUGGCCAGGGCCUAAGCUUUCUUCCAAAUGCCGCUCAGGUCACGUCUGCAGCUAAUCGAAUUCUCGGAAUACGGGAGACGAAGAGCGUCGACCAGGUGCCUCUGACAGAACGCCUACCGGAUACAGAUGCAGCGGACGACGCCCGCAUCGGAAACCGUGGUGCUUGCUUAGAGUUGCGAAAUGUUCACUUCCGUUACCCCACCCGCAACGUGCCCAUCUUCAGCGGACUCAACUUAACAAUAGAACGGGGAAAAUUCACGGCCAUUGUCGGCGCCUCGGGAUCUGGUAAAACAAGUAUUAUCGCCCUGCUCGAGCGUUUUUACGACGUGGAAAAGGGGGGCGUGUUUUGUAACGGACGGGAUAUCACGGAGGUCAACGUCCAGACAUAUCGGAAGCUUUUGUCAUUAGUUGCGCAGGAGCCUGCCCUAUUCCAGGGCACAGUCCGGGAAAAUGUGCUGCUCGGCGUUGAAGAGAACGCCGUAUCAGAAGCCGACAUAGUCCAGGCCUGCCGCGAUGCAUCUAUUCACGAUUUCAUCGUGUCUCUGCCAGAUGGAUACAACACGGACCUUGGUAGCAAAGCAAUCUCGCUAUCGGGCGGUCAAAAACAACGUGUGGCCAUUGCGCGUGCACUCUUGCGCAACCCCCGCGUGCUGUUGCUGGAUGAGGCAACGUCAUCUCUCGACUCAGACACCGAAAAGACGAUUCAGGCCACUUUUGAACGCAUUGCCCAGGGACGCACGACUGUCGCUGUGGCGCAUCGUUUGAGCACCAUCCAAAAGGCAGACGUUAUUUACGUCUUGGGUGAUGGUGAGGUGCUUGAGACGGGCAACCACUCUAGCCUUUUAAGCAAGCGCGGUGUGUAUUGGAGCAUGUGCCAAAGUCAAGCCCUUGAUAAAUAG
This is a messenger RNA of Sporothrix schenckii 1099-18, 4224 nucleotides long. RefSeq names its product ABC transporter family protein. Bases 1 to 4224 code for a protein of 1407 amino acids. Gene Ontology annotation, molecular function: ABC-type transporter activity; ATP hydrolysis activity; ATP binding. Gene Ontology annotation, biological process: transmembrane transport. The record is from RefSeq and is a predicted model, not a curated record. Lineage: Eukaryota; Fungi; Ascomycota; Sordariomycetes; Ophiostomatales; Ophiostomataceae. Gene Ontology annotation, cellular component: membrane. The transcript has 6 exons.